AUGACCCUGUUCCACUUCGGGAACUGCUUCGCGCUGGCCUAUUUCCCCUUCCUCAUCGCCUACAAGGGCAGCGGCCUGUCCGAGUACAACGCCUUCUGGAGAUGCGUGCAGGCCGGCGCCAGCUACCUCUUCGUGCAGCUGUGCAAGAUGCUGUUUCUUGCCACUUUUUUCCCUACCUGGGAGGGCGGAGCCGGUGCCUACGACUUCCUGGGGGAGUUCAUGAAGGCCACCGUGGACGUGGCCGAUCUGGUGGGGCUGCACCUGGUGAUGGGGAGAAACGCGGGAAAGGGAGAGUUGAAGGUCAUGGUGGCCGCGAUGGGCUGGGCCACCGCCGAGCUGGUCACUGCCCGCUGUAUCCCGCUGUGGGUGGGGGCCCGGGGCAUCGAGUUUGACUGGAAGUACAUCCAGAUGGGCAUCGAAUCCAACAUCAGCCUGGUGCACUACAUCGCCGUCUCGGCCCUGGUCUGGAUGUUCAGCCGCUACGACCUGCCCCGCCACUUCCGCCUGCCGCUCACCCUGUUGCUCGGGCUGAGCGUGUACAAGGGCUUCGUCCUGGAGUCCUCCGUCCACCUCUUUGUCCUGGGGAGCUGGACGGCGCUGCUGGUCCGGGCCGUGCUGACUGGCGUCUUGGCCCUCAGCUCCCUGAGCCUCUUCGUCACUCUCGUCCACGGCAACUGAGCCCCCCCGUGGGCCUCCCUCCCUCUCCCCCAGUGGUCCUCAGGAAUAAAGCCAAUUUGGAUUUUUCCAA
Messenger RNA from Ornithorhynchus anatinus (platypus), 748 nucleotides. It is a transcript of the gene TMEM147, whose product is annotated as transmembrane protein 147. The record is from RefSeq and is a predicted model, not a curated record. Bases 1 to 678 code for a protein of 225 amino acids. The transcript is spliced from 7 exons. Lineage: Eukaryota; Metazoa; Chordata; Mammalia; Monotremata; Ornithorhynchidae.